AUGUCACCAAAGGAAACAAACCAAACUGCACCAAUUAAAAAUAACAGCAACUCAAGCGAAUCAGGCAUAUACAGCUGCAACAAUAAUCGAGCAAACAGCAUCUCAUCGGACAGCGACGAUUCCGAUCACGACUUCGAAGAAGAAGAAAUAAUAGUCGAGCAACAAAAGUUUCAAGAAUUCUCUCGAGACUUUGACCCUUUGACGCCACCACAAUUCUUUGAGUAUCUGCGCGAGCUUGUAAUCCCAAUUCUGGAACUACAACAUCAAAUACGAGCGCUUGCAUGGAUGGCAGAUAAUCCAGAUGAGAAUUCUAUUGAUGAUUUGUUUAUGCAAGAAGUUCAAGUAAACAGUCUUUUUCGAAAUAUUUUUAUACAAAAUGAUUGUAGUAAAGCUUUUCAGGUUCUGUUACAGCGUUGGAAGUUGUGUCGUGACUUAAGAGAGGAGAUUGAAUCGAUUUCAAGAAUUUACACGUUACAUGACGUUAAUCAAUUGGCUUAUUACGGCUUAUCGUUAUCGUUAUUGAUUGAUUCAUUGGAUAAUGAUAUCAGUGAUAACUGGCGAAUUGAUGCACCAUAA
Ambispora leptoticha is the source of this 576-nucleotide messenger RNA. Lineage: Eukaryota; Fungi; Glomeromycota; Glomeromycetes; Archaeosporales; Ambisporaceae. The record is from the annotation of a GenBank genome assembly.